Coffea eugenioides is the source of this 939-nucleotide messenger RNA. RefSeq lists its product as uncharacterized. NCBI's taxonomy places the organism in Eukaryota, Viridiplantae, Streptophyta, Magnoliopsida, Gentianales, Rubiaceae. The record is from RefSeq and is a predicted model, not a curated record. The transcript has 4 exons. Bases 1 to 939 code for a protein of 312 amino acids.
AUGAACUUCCUCUGUUUGGAUUCUUUGAUGCUGACUUUGGUAGCUGUAGGACUGCGUGACGAAGAGGAUGAAGAUGUUCAAGUUAUUGAACCCUCCAUCAAAUCACCCAAGAAGAAAACUGGAAAUCAAGGUGGAAAAACAAAACAAUCUGCAAGAAAAAAGCAGAAUGUGCAGACUAGAGAGCUAUCUGCUGAACCAUCUGAUGAGCAGAUAGAGGAACAGCAAUCUGAAGGGCAUCCAGUGAGUGACAAUGCAGUGGAACCAGUGCAGCCCACCAAUGCAGAUGUAACAGUAACCAAAUUACCCAGGAAAGGAAAGAGAACUGCCAAAAGGAAGAGCAGUGCUCAACCCAAGGAAAAACAAACUGUUGAUCCUUCCGGGGAUCAGCAGAAUGCAAAAAAAAUUGUUGAGGAACAGCAAACUGAGGAACCAUCUACCAGGAGGUCACCAAGGACAAGGAAAGGCAGAUCACAUACUGAUCUCAUUUCUCGUGUCAACUCUGUUAACAUUGAACUGAAUCCUGACAUUGUUAACUCUGUUUUGGAAAUCAAAAUUGAAAGUGGUUUUAAAGGCAAAAUUGCUAACUUCUUUUCAUACAAAGAAUUUCCCUCUGCAUACCAUCACGUUCAUGUUGCAAAAUUAAUGACAUACUUUCAAUCUCACUUUAAUACUCUUGCUGAGGAAUCUGCUCGUACCCCCAUUCCUCCAGAAAAUGAAAAUGCACACCGAAAGAAGCCUAGAACUGAGCCAACCACUGAGGCUACCCCAGAAUACCAUGCCUCCAGUUCUCAACCACAGGACAAGGGACAAGCUCCGGCAACUGAAGAAAAAACUGAAGAAAAGGAUGAUGAUGAUGAGGAUGAGGACACUGAGGAAGAAGACCCUGCUCAGUUUCGUCUGGUUAGAAGAAGGCCUGGAUCCUCCAAGAUCACAUUUUAG